AUGAAGAAGGAUUGUGUAGACUAUGUCCUAAAAUAUGAUUCACGCCAAAGGUUUGAAAACAUACCGAGAGCCCUGCCCAACAAAAUUACUUUGAUGACUAGCCCCUGGCCCUUUGCCGUAUGGGGGAUAGAUCUCAGUGGAUCCUUACUAACGGGAAAGGGUGGGGUAAAGUAUGCCAUAGUGGCCAUGGGUUACUUCACAAAGUGGACAGAGGCCGAGCCCAUGAAGACCUUUGACUGUGAGGAAUUCACAAACUUUUGCAACCAACACGGAGUCAUCAAAAGCUUCUCCGCAGUUGCAAGGCUGCAAACAAAUGGGCAGGCAGAGGCCGUGAACAAAAUACUAAAGGUCACCCUAAAGAAAAAGUUACUGACCUGCAAAAACAACUGUCCUAAAGAACUGCAACAAGUAUUAUGGGCCUACCGGACCAUUCCAAGAACCACAACCAGACUCUCCCCAUUCUCAAUGGUGUACGAAUGUGAAGCUAUUGUACCAGUAGAAACCUUGCUCCCAUCCCACAAAAGGGCAACAUACGAUCCGACAGCAAACAAAGCCUUAUUACAAGAAGCGCUGUAUCAAAUAGACGAGCUCCGGGAUGAGUCCCAGAUACGGAUGGUAGCUUACCAAAGAAAGGUGGAAAAAUACUUCAACGCCAAGGUCAAAGAUAAAAAGUUCACCAUUGAAUCGAGCCAGAACUUCCUCAGGCUUGGGGUAGAAAGGAAGACGGGGUUCAAAAUUAUUGGCCUUCAAGCACAUGAACACUCCAUCGUCAAAAUGCUUCGUGCAGUGUUGACAAGUGAUGGGGACUAG
Messenger RNA from Cannabis sativa, 810 nucleotides. RefSeq lists its product as uncharacterized. NCBI's taxonomy places the organism in Eukaryota, Viridiplantae, Streptophyta, Magnoliopsida, Rosales, Cannabaceae. The transcript has 3 exons. The coding region runs from base 1 to 810 and encodes 269 amino acids. The record is from RefSeq and is a predicted model, not a curated record. Gene Ontology annotation, molecular function: nucleic acid binding.